GUCUCGGUCCGGCUUUGCUCGGCGGAGCUUAGAGCGAAAGAAGGUAGUGGUUUGCUCCCCAGAGGCGGCGGCGGAGCAUGGCUCUCUCGGUGCCCGUCAACGGGGUGAAGGAGGAGGGCGGCAGGGAGCCCCUCAUUGAGCUCUUCGUCAAGGCCGGUAGUGAUGGUGAAAGCAUAGGGAAUUGUCCCUUUUCUCAGAGACUCUUCAUGAUCCUGUGGCUCAAAGGAGUGGUAUUUAGUGUCACGACAGUUGACUUAAAAAGGAAGCCUGCGGACCUUCAGAACCUGGCUCCAGGGACUCACCCGCCCUUUAUAACUUUCAAUAAUGAGGUGAAAACGGAUGUAAACAAGAUUGAAGAAUUCCUUGAAGAUGUCCUCUGCCCACCCAAGUAUGCAAAACUUUCACCGAAACAUCCAGAAUCAAACACGGCGGGAAUGGACAUCUUUGCUAAAUUUUCCGCAUUUAUCAAGAAUUCCAGACCUGAAGGAAAUGAAGCCUUGGAGAGGAGCGUCCUAAAAACUCUGCAAAAGUUGGAUGAGUACCUGAACACACCUCUUCCGGAUGAAAUUGAUGAAAACAGCAUGGAGGAUGUGACCGUUUCCACACGCAAAUUUCUGGACGGAGAUGAGAUGACACUAGCAGAUUGCAAUUUGUUGCCCAAACUACAUAUUGUCAAGGUUGUGGCCAAAAAGUACCGUAACUUUGAAAUUCCCAAGACAAUGACUGGGAUUUGGAGAUACCUGACGAAUGCCUACAGCCGCGAUGAAUUCACCAACACUUGUCCCGGAGACAAAGAGAUUGAAAUAGCUUACAGCGAUGUAGCUAAGAGACUCACAAAAUAAGCAUUCACACUUUCAUAACGAAAAGCUUCUUUUAACAGACCGGCUCCCCUUUUUGUCCUUUUUAAGAUAGCAAUUUACUUUGCAUGUACUUGCAGUUACUCAGUGUUACAUCAGGUAGAACAGGUACAGUAAUUUGUUUUUUUUUUAAAUAUGCAAAUGGAUAUUAUGCCACUUGAUUGUUUUGCCUCCUGCGGUGAAGGUGAAUGCAGUGUUUAUAAUGUUGCCAUGAAGCAAUUUUUGGAGUCUGUCCAGAAUAGCCGAGUGGAAUCCUACUUGCUCCUAUGGUCUGUAGGUAUUGGGGCCCAUGUUAGUGUGAGACUCAGGUUUCACAAUGAGAGGAAACAAGGGGCAAAGCUUUUCCUGAACUCAGUUAUGUUAGACAAAAUGGGAUUGAUGUUGGAAAACUCUUUUCUUCUUUGCUUCUUGCUCACUCAGAGGAAGGAUUUGUCCUACCUGUUUUGAUGACGUGUUUUUACAUGCAGAUAGUUCUUUUUCACUUGGGCAACAUCUCCCAACCUUUUGCCUAACAGUUCAGUCAAGGGACAGCUUUACUUCUUAAUAUUCCAGACCACACGAAGUGGCCCUUAGAUUUUAGAUUAGAUGUGGGAUUCUUAGGGUGGUCUACAGAGCACAGUUGGCUGGUGGUUCAAGGAUUUUAAAGUGAACUUUGGGGUGUCCCGAAGCAGUCUUGCACACCAGAGCAACAGUCCUCCUGAAACAGUGCACCACUUGGACUGUCCAAACAGGGCAGGAAAGGUAGCCUCACUCAAAAGAACCACUUGCAAAAUGCAUGGCUCAUGUACAAAA
Molecule: messenger RNA, 1649 nt
Organism: Anolis sagrei ordinatus
Lineage: Eukaryota; Metazoa; Chordata; Lepidosauria; Squamata; Anolidae
Gene: CLIC4
Product: chloride intracellular channel 4
Source: RefSeq, a predicted model, not a curated record